This is a messenger RNA of Seriola aureovittata, 2957 nucleotides long. RefSeq lists its product as uncharacterized. The transcript is spliced from 5 exons. Lineage: Eukaryota; Metazoa; Chordata; Actinopteri; Carangiformes; Carangidae. The record is from RefSeq and is a predicted model, not a curated record. Gene Ontology annotation, molecular function: DNA-binding transcription factor activity; RNA polymerase II cis-regulatory region sequence-specific DNA binding. Gene Ontology annotation, biological process: regulation of transcription by RNA polymerase II. The coding region runs from base 667 to 2226 and encodes 519 amino acids.
GAUUCAGUGAUUCAGUGCAGUCGCUGCCUCUGUGUGAUGUCGGUUAAACAGAUGAAGAAUUCACUGGUACAAUUACAACUGUGCUGAUUACUGGAAAUAAAACCAGUUUAUUCCCUAAAGUGACUAAGGAAACAGAGAUGGGAAUAUCCACUAUAGGCACGAGCUAACCGAACAAACUCUCAGAUCCGGACCCGCCAGGUUCUUCUGUGAUGAAGAGGAGCGGCGGGUCUGAGGUGAAGAGCAGCCGGGGAGCGGCUGUAGUUUCCGGGCUGCUCUGCGGUGACACCGCGGCUCCGUGUCUGUCCUGACACUCGGGAAUGACGGAUGUUAUUUAGUGAAAGCCAAAAUGGCGUGGCUGACUGCAAGGGCGCGAGGGUGCACGGCGUGCGCGAGCCAAGACAUGUGGGCGGGAAAAUGCUGCUGCGCCUCUACUCGGGUCUUUCCGGCAGCCUCCGAAAGGGGCUGAACACGCGCGGCGCUGCCGAGGGAAGAAGCAGCAGCAGCCGGAGACACAGAGCUCGAUCAGCCGCGGGAACAGCCGAGCGACCGCGGGGCCGAUUUUUCCCAGUUUUCCGUCGGGGAGACAGGGGAGACAGGGCAGGGGGGUGGGCUGGGGGCUCGGGUACAGAAGAAUGAGACAGCCCUCUUAUCGGAGGGGGCGAAAACAUGAACGGGGCCGUGUACAUUUCGUUUUUCCAGGGCCAGCUGGAGUCCGUGCUGGAGCAGGUCGUUCAGCUCGCCGUCCAGGAAAUAAGCAAAACGGUGGGCUCCAGCCUGAACGCGCUGCUGCUGGAAACGGCCGUGAAGGAGCAAGAAAACCGCCGGCUGCGGCUCCAACUGCAGUCGCGGGAGAACCGGGGCCGAGCUAACGCCAGCGCCUCAGACGGCGGCGGCUCCCCGGCGGCCGGUAGGAACAAGGCGGCGGGCGACGAGAGGGCGGACAGCAGCAGGACAAAGCCCGAGCAGCAGCAGCAGCAGCAGCGGCUCCACGCCCCCGGAGGACACGGCACCGAGCACGGCUUACCUACCGACACACGCCGCCUGGAGCAGAGGGGACGAGUCGUGGACCAGCUGAAGUCGGUCAUGGAGCAGGUCCUGGACUUCGCGGUGCGUGAGCUGACAAAGAUCGUGGAGGCUUCGUUUGAUGACCUCCUGCUGGAGAUCACCAAGAUGGAGAGAGAGCAGCAGGUCCUGGAGGAGAGGCUGGGCAAGAGCUCCGACAGAGGGGGAGGAGAGAAGGCGAGAGGAGGAGGAGCUGGGGGGAGGAGGAGAGGAUCAGAAAACGACUCGGCGUCACCCAGUGGCUCAGACGACGCCCGGGAGGAGCUGUCUGAGGUCACGGUGUCCAAGAAGACGGCAGAGACGGAGGACCCGGAGCGCCCCCCCGUCCUCUCGGUGUCUCAGGACUGGGUUCCGAUCCUGGACAAGGUGUUUGGUCAGAAGUGGUGCAGUGACGUCUGGCAGAUCAAAGAGCUUGCUGGGGGAGGAGGAGGAGGAGGUGGUGGGGGUGGGGGUGGGAGGGGUGAGGGUGGGGUGGAGCAGGUGCAGCCUCUCUCAGCCCCCUCAGUGACCCUGGAGCCCUCCCCCUCAUCCCCCCAGCAGGACCCCCGCUGGACUCCUCUGGAGGACAUGGAGGUGUUUUCUCCUGACGACGAUGCCGCAGACGGUCAGAGGAGCGGCGGGGGAGGGGGCACCGCCACCAGACCCUCACCUGGACCCCCCCUCAGCCCCACAGGGUCAUCAGGUCGUCGUUCUUCGGCCUCGAUGCUUCACCGUCUCCUGACUCUGCCGUCUCAGCUGCUGGAGGACGACGACGAGGACGCCGCUGCCAAGGAGACGCUGGUCGCCCUGGCGACCGAUGGCACUAACAACUGCCGAGACGGCGUCGAGCCGCUGGGCCGCACCUGCCCGUCACCCCGGACAACCAGGGGGGAGGAGGAGGAGGAAGAGGAGGAGGAGGAAGGGGACAAAGGGAGGAAGAAGAAGAGGCGGAGGGUGUGGUCGGAGUGUGAGGAGUGUGGGCGGAGGUUCAGCCGGAUGUCUCUGCUGAAGGCUCACCGUCAGACCCACAUCGCAGAGAAUACCGCCGCCGACACCGCGUCCCCCUCGUCUCCGCCCGGCGCCGCCCCCUCAGCGCUGCGCUGCUCCGAGUGCGGAAAGAGGUUCUCCUCGGCGAUCCGCCUCCACAGCCACGUGCGGACCGAGCACGCCGGGGACCGGUCCUGAACCCGCCGAGGUCUCCUGGGCUCAACUGGAAACAGAAACAGGAUCAUCACAAACGGAUCAACAACAGCUGAGAAGAACCAGAGGAGGAGCCACAGACCGGAGACCAGAUCAGAACCAGAGCUCAGACUCUCCUGCUGUCAUGUGACCUUCAAGCUCCCAGAACGAUCCAGAACCAUCAGCUGAAGACGGUACAGAACCACAGAGAGGGACCGGAUCUAGAUCCUCAUAGAAUGCCAACAGUGAUAUUUACAACAACUCAUAUCAACUGAAGUCAUCAUUCAUUGAUCUGGCUUUUAUCGUCAUCAAUAAUUUUAUAGAUUAAUAUUGUUUUUGCUCAGGUUUAUUGUUAUUAUUGUUAUUUGUCUUCUGCUGUGAGCUGGAAUGAGCUGGAAACAUGAAAAUCGGCCCAAUGACUCGAAAUGAUUUUCAUUUCCUGCCGGAGCAGUCUGAGCCCAAUCGGCCACAUGGGGGCGCUGUAAUUACGGCUUGAAAAUGCAAUAUUCAAAAGGCCACGCCCCCUCACAACUUUAGUCUGAUCGACCUGAAAUUUGACACUCAAGUCCAGCUCCACAUGGUCUAAAUGUACAUCUGUGAUGAUGGACUUUUAGCUAAAUUGUAUAAUUGGCUCAAACUUUGCUGCCUCUCUCCCAAGAGGAUAAAAUAAUAACCACAAUAAAAGUCUGUGAAUGUGACGUAAACAUCUGGAUCAGAAUUAGAACAAACAGUUUAAA